CGACUGAGAAAAAACCGCCGGCGUCAAACAGAUGGGAAAACAUCCGCGCGCUUCACGACCGUUACCGCGCAGAGGUUAACCGUCAAAACUCAACGGUCGACGACACCAAACUUCGGUCCGUCCAAAAGACUUCUGGACCGAGGACUUGAGGACAUUCGACGCCUGAUACGACUGAUAAAGGCAGGGUGGGCCAUGCCAUUCAGCUGUUUAAAACCUGGUGAAAAGAAGGACUACAGCAGUCCUACAGAAAUCACAGACAAAUAUGAUCUGGGGCAGAUUGUUAAAUCGGAGGAGUUCUGUGAGAUCUUCAGAGCAAAGGAUAAGAACACGCUGAAAAUGUACACCUGCAAAAAAUUCCUCAAAAAAGAUGGAAGGAAAGUGAGGAAGGCUGCGAAGAAUGAGAUUGUUAUCCUGAAGAUGGUGAAACACCCUAAUAUCCUCCAGCUGGUGGAUGUCUAUGAGACGAGGAAAGAGUACUACCUCUUCCUUGAGCUAGCUACAGGUCGAGAGGUGUUUGACUGGAUAUUAGAUCAAGGCUAUUACUCUGAGAGAGACACCAGCAAUGUGAUCAGACAGGUGAUGGAAGCUGUGGCUUACCUACAUAGCCAGAAGAUUGUUCAUAGGAACCUAAAGCUUGAGAAUCUCGUGUACUACAACCGACUGAAACAUUCGAAAAUAGUCAUCAGUGAUUUCCAUCUGGCAAAACUAGAAAAUGGACUCAUCAAGGAGCCCUGCGGAACCCCAGAGUAUCUGGCCCCAGAAGUUGUUGGGAGACAGAGAUACGGGCGACCUGUGGACUGCUGGGCUCUUGGUGUGAUCAUGUACAUACUGCUUUCUGGAAAUCCUCCAUUCUAUGAUGAAAUGGAUGAAGAUGAUUAUGAAAAUCAUGACAAGAACCUCUUCCGGAAGAUUCUGGCUGGAGACUACGAGUUUGACUCUCCAUACUGGGAUGACAUUUCAGAAUCCGCUAAAAAUCUAGUGUCACGUCUUAUGGAGGUAGAUCAGGACCAGAGACUAACUGCUCAAGAGGCCAUCAGCCAUGAAUGGAUUUCAGGAAAUGCCGCAUCAGACAAGAACAUAAAAGAAAACGUGUGCGCCCAAAUCGAGAAGAACUUUGCAAAAGCAAAGUGGAAGAAAGCCGUACGAGUCACGACCAUGAUGAAGCGUCUGAGGGCACCAGAGCAUCAGACAACAACAGCGACCGUACCGGGUGCGAACCCCGCUGCAGGGACCCAGGAAAACCCUCAGGCUCCACCAGAGGCCUCUGCGGCCGCAUCGAAUAUAGCUGCAAGUGCAGAGCCGCCCGGUGCUGGAGCUCUUUGCACCAACCCAGAAGCGGCAAAAGAUGCCACCGCGUCCUUGGUUUCCGAACAGCAAGAUCCCACAUCGCGAUGCAACGGAGACACUUCAUCCACCCUGCCGUCAGCCACAGACACCAGUGAAGAACCAAGCGGUUAAGCGCGCUACCUCUCACACUUUUUGAUCCAGUUUUGAUCCUGCACACUGUACAUAAGCAGCUAGCAUGCUAAUACCGAAUCCACAGCACAUCACACACUCUUUAAAGAGUUGGGAACAUUGCAAACAUCUGUUUUUUACUGAUCCACAAAGGUGUGACUCGUGUUGAAGGCUUUGACCACUUUGCUAAUCUUGCUUAAAAAGAAAAAAGCUGUUUUAUGCUUACAUUAAGCCAGGAUUGGGAAUUUUAGCACAGAUCUGCUUAUAUGUUUCAGAAAAGAUUAUCAUAGCAGACGUUUAUAAAAUUCAUUUUCUAACGUAUUUCAUACCAUUUUUGUUGGCCAAAAUAUUGCUAUAUCCCUUCUAAUCUGUGUACCACCUGUCUUUCACCAGCCAGGUGAUGUCACCAACGGCCUCAAAAUCACAUUUCAUUUCAGUCAGAUGUUUUUCAAGUGUAUAGUUUCUGUAAAUAGCUUACUAACCUUUGUAGAUUAGACAACGCCAAGACCAGCAUGCUUUUUCAAAUCUAGCUUUUCGAAAGCCAGUACAUCUAGCUUUGCCUUUACGCGGACAUGUCAUGGCUUGAUCAAACACACUGUUGGUUUAUAUGUAAAAUACUUUUGCAGCAUUCUGAAGCAACAAAGGCGACCACAUUAAUCUUGUAAAACUAAUGGUUAAGACAUGUGGCCCAAUAAAUGGAGCAGAGUAGGUAAAUGUACCAAAUACCUCGAAACUGCUUGGUAGCUUUAGCCACAUGAACAGUGAUGUGUUCAUAUAAUGUAUUAUAAAGCCAUUGGCACACGUUGUACAUGUUUUAGAUAAUAUAACGGUCCAUUGUAAAGUAUAUACGCACACAUAGUGAUGUUCAUUUAGCUGGUUUUCAUACAUGCGCCGUCAGAAAUAAAUGGUCAAAAAAUGGUCCCACGUUGUCACAGGGGCAGUACCCUUUAAAAAGCUAUUUCGGUACAGAUAUGUUUACAUUUGGUAAACAAUAUGUAUCUUUGAGGUACUAAUAUAAACUCUUUAAUUUAGUUCUUUUAAAGGGAGCCAACUUAGUAACCGCUAGGGACAAUUUUUUAACCAUUUUUUCUGACAGGUGUUUUAAUGUACUUAAAAAACAGAGGUCAUUUGUUGGUUGUAAUAUUUACUUAUAGUCAUAUAAUUUCUUCUCUUUAACUUUCCUUUAAUAAGCCAUGAUGCAUUUAAAUAUAGUUUUAGAUAUAUUAAAUAUUAUUCAUUAUUUAUCACACACUUU
This is a messenger RNA of Paramisgurnus dabryanus, 2710 nucleotides long. It is a transcript of the gene camkvb, whose product is annotated as CaM kinase-like vesicle-associated b. Gene Ontology annotation, biological process: protein phosphorylation. The record is from RefSeq and is a predicted model, not a curated record. NCBI's taxonomy places the organism in Eukaryota, Metazoa, Chordata, Actinopteri, Cypriniformes, Cobitidae. Gene Ontology annotation, molecular function: ATP binding; protein kinase activity.